AUGGAAGCCUCUUCUUCUCAUGAAGUCAUCUUGUCUAUGGUCGCCUCCUCGAGCGAGCAACAAUUGUCGCCUCUAAUUGAGAAGAAUUGUCGAAUUGAGGAUGGAAAAAUUAGUGACGAUGGUAUUCCAUUUGAAGGGAAGGAGUUUCAGACGGACAACGAUGCAUACAACUGCUACAAUGCAUAUGCAAAGAAGAUUAGGUUUGGAAUUCACAAAGAUACUUUUGAAAAAUCAAAGAAAGAUUCAAGAAAGAUUCUUUUGAGGACUUUUGUUUGUGAUAAAGCAAUGAGAAAGAGAGCAUCAACUAAAAAUGCAAGUGGAUUGAUUAUCAAUCGUCGUUCGGAAACUAAAGUUGGUUAUGGUGCAAAAAUGACGAUUAGGCUUACUUCUUCAAAAGCGUGGAAGGUUACUAAGUUCAUUUCUGAGCAUGUUUAUCCUUUAACAAGCCCUGAUAAAGUAAUGCAUCAUCAUUCUCACAAGCAGCGACAUCUAUCGAAGCAUUGCAUUAGCCUCACUGAGUUGUUGCAUGAAGAGGGAAUGCAACCAUCUAAUAUUAAAAAGCUGCUUAAUGUUGGAUAUCAGGGACAAGAUGUUGAACAAGUCACCACACAACAGAUGAUUGAUCAUAUCAGAAAGACAUGCAAAGUAACAUUGGCUGUGAAUGCUUAA
Molecule: messenger RNA, 669 nt
Organism: Asparagus officinalis (garden asparagus)
Lineage: Eukaryota; Viridiplantae; Streptophyta; Magnoliopsida; Asparagales; Asparagaceae
Product: protein FAR1-RELATED SEQUENCE 5-like
Exons: 2
Coding region: 1-669 (222 amino acids)
Source: RefSeq, a predicted model, not a curated record